Molecule: messenger RNA, 3248 nt
Organism: Cyanistes caeruleus (blue tit)
Lineage: Eukaryota; Metazoa; Chordata; Aves; Passeriformes; Paridae
Source: RefSeq, a predicted model, not a curated record
AGCAGUUGAAAAAAAAAGUGCAAAGGAGUUGUUGCCCUCUAUUGGCUUGUCUUCACUGUACCUCUCCCAUUCUGCUUCCUCCUCCUGAUGAUCCCCAAGUGAAGAUGAGUGACCUGCUGUGAAUAUGACAUCUCUGACAAGUGUCAUUGCCUCCCACCAGUCUGAGUGGGUGUCCUUCACUGAUGAGCUGCUCCUCCCUGUUCACCCACGAGGAAGCACUGAGGCUCCUCCGGUGAAAUGUUUUAAUUCCUCAGACACAUCCUCAGAAGAGAAUCACAAUGCAAAUGGAGAGUUUCAAGACCUUUUCUGCACAGAGCUGGAAGAGGCAGCUGAGCAGCCCAAACUGGAUUCUUCUGUGCUUGGUAACCAUGAUCUUUCAUCAUCCAUCAGUUCUUGGGUUCAGUUUGAAGAUGCACCGUGGACCAGUGCUUCAUCAACCCACCCACAAACAGUGUCUGCAUCAAAAGCACCCAGCUGGACUUCCCCCUCUUCCAACUCUUCUGAGAGGCAAGCCCGUGCCUCAGAGAGCAGCUGGACAACAAACUCAGAGGACACCAGCAGCCCAAGCAUUGCUCCCUCCUACACAGAUCUGCAGUCACUCAAUACCGAGGACUUGACCAGUGGUAGAACAUCUGCAGCAGAUUCAGCUGAUAAUUCCUCAUCUCUCCAGGAAGAUGAAGAGAUAGAUAUGGAGGCUGUCAACUGGCAGCUGAACAACACCUCCAUGAAUGGCCAUUCAUCUACCCCAACCACAGUUCGCUUUCCCAGCUGGGUGACUUUUGAUGACAAUGAAGUCAGUUUUUCACCACAGAGCCUUUCUCCCUUGAAAACAGAUACCCCACCUGCAGAAACACAGACUCCAGAUGUUAACUUUAAUCUCACUACAUCCUUAAAGAAAAGAGAACGUCCUAAAAGCACACUGGGAGACCUCUCCAAAAUUCAAAAAUUAGAUCUUUCCUCUUUAACCAAGUUGCCUUCUGUUGAAACACCACCAUGGAGUGCUACCAAUCCCUUUCUGGAUGAAUCGCUUCGAGAUGUUCAACCCUCACCCAUCAAUCCAUUCAGCUCAUUCUUUGAGGAGCGAGAGAGGCGUUCCAAAAGCUCUUCUGUCUCCAGCGUUCCAGGCAAAAGCCAAAGAGACUCUCUCAUUAUUCUCCAUCAAGAGCCUGACACCAUCAGUUUUAAUGAGGGAAACAAAACUGUAACCCACACAGAUGCUGUAGAGCAGCUCAAACAGCUCCAGAUUGGAGACCCAGAUCGUGUGAGCGGUCCUACCUUGCCUGAUGAUGACCCCAUGAUGCCAUAUGAUCUGGAGGCAGCUUUUUUUAACCUGGCACCAGCUCAGCCAAAGGACGGAUGGCCAAUGAUGCUGAGGAUCCCAGAGAAGAAGAACAUUAUGUCAUCCAGGCACUGGGGACCAAUAUAUGUCAAGCUGACCAACAGUGGAUGUAUACAACUUUUUUAUGAGAAGGGACUGGAGAAGCCUUUUCGGGAACUCAAACUUGAAAUCAAUCAUGAGAUUUCAGAGCGCAAACUGCAGAACUACGAUGAGAAUGGAAGGAUACACAGCGUGCGGUUGGAUCGCACAACGUACAAGGAGAAAAAGAAGUAUCAGCCUAAGCCAGCCAUUGCACACACUGCAGAGAGAGAGCAAAUUAUCAAACUUGGGACUACAGAUUAUGAAGACUUCCUUAGCUUCAUCACUGCUGUGCAAGACACACUGAUGAACUUGCCAGCUUCAUCAACGGAUCUGAGCACAGUAGGACUGAAUUAUCAGGAAGAAGAAAUCACUGUGGAUGUCAGGGAUGAGUUUCAUGGCAUCUUGGCCAAGGGAGAUAGUGUGAUUCUCCAGCACAGUGUGCUGACUCAUAUCUAUGUUCUCAGCUUCCUUUCUGGCCUGGCAGAAUGCAGACUGGGCCUUAACGAUAUCCUGAUCAAAGGGAAUGAAAUAGUUGCAAGGCAGGAUAUUAUGCCUACUACUACCACUAAGUGGAUUAAAUUAUACAGCUGCCGGUUCCAUUCAUGUGUGGAUGAGGAUAUGUUUAAUAACUCCCGUAUUAUCCUGUUCAACCCGCUGGAUGCCUGUCGGUUUGAACUGAUGAGAUUCAGGACUGUCUUUGCUGAGAAAAGUUUGCCUUUCACUCUGAGGACAGCUGCCAGCAUCAAUGGUGCUGAGGUGGAGGUGCAGAGCUGGCUGAUGAUGUCCACGGGGUUCUCUUCCAAUCACGACCCUUUAACUCAGGUCCCUUGUGAAAACGUGAUGAUCCGCUACCCCGUGCCAAGUGAGUGGGUGAAGAACUUUCGCAGGGAGAGUGUCCUGGGGGAGAAAUCUUUGAAAGCCAAGGUGAACAAGGGAGCCACUUUUGGAUCAACCAGUGUGUCUGGUUCUGAGCCAGUAAUGAGAGUAACUUUGGGAACUGCCAAAUACGAGCAUGCCUUUAAUUCCAUUGUAUGGAGGAUAAACCGACUGCCUGACAAAAACUCAGCUUCUGGCCAUCCUCACUGCUUUUUCUGUCACCUGGAGCUUGGCUCUGACCGGGAAGUGCCUUCCAGUUUUGUCCGCUAUGUAGAUGUGGAAUUUGACAUGCCCACCACUUCUGCAUCCAAAGCCACUGUUCGGUCCAUCUCUGUCGAGGACAAGACCGAUGUGAGGAAGUGGGUCAACUAUUCAGCACACUACAGUUACAAGGUCGAAAUAGAGCAGAAAAAAAGCUUGAAUGAGGAUCUGAAGGGAGAAAAUACUGCAAAUGUCAAUGAAUGUGCUACACAGUAAAGGAAGAUCAGUUCACAAGUCCCAAGAGGGGUGGUCAAAUUAACAGACCUGGAAGAAAGGACUUGCAGGGCUUGGGUAUUUUUCUUUUAAAAAACAAGAGACUACUACUUUUAAAAUAAUGCUUUGAGGAGUAUAAUUUUUUUCCUUUGUGAUGAUCUGUACUUUGAGAAGAAUGUGGUCAGUAGUUUGGAAGGAAUCCAUGGGCUUUUGCUGGAACGGUAGAAGUACAGUUGUACAGUCAAGCCUUUUCUGCCUUUUCACCAUUUAGGUUCUGCACUCAAGUAUGGUCUGGCAACCAUCACAGCCACACCAGAAAAGAGCCUUUAUCACACGAUCUUGCCCUCCCACAUGAAGCAUUUUUUUUUCAAUGCCUUUUGGUUUGGCCACUCACUGAAUUGCUUCCUUCUGAACUGCCUAAUAAAAUUCAGGGAGGAUCAAGUGAAAAAUUAUAUAAAAUCUCCUUUUUGAAAUGGUC